AUGGCGACUACGACGGAAUUUGGGGAGGAGGCCUCUGGGCUUGUCAAUACCCUUCAAGGCCAUGUGGACGCUAUUCGUAGCUUAAUACAAUGUGGCAUUUGUAUCCGCCCGUUAUACGAACCAUUCACUCUUGCCUGCGGGCAUACCUUUUGUUAUUCCUGUUUAUCGUCAUGGUUUGCUGGUGGAAAAUCAAAGAGAACAUGUCCUGACUGUCGAGCGCCCGUGAAAACACAGCCCGCGCCGGCCUAUCUGGUACGGGCCGUUGUUCAGAUGUACACCAGUCGUGCAGAGCUUUUGGGGAUUGAAGAGACCACGGCAGAACACUCAAAAAACCACAAGGAGGAAAUUGAGAAGCUGGAAAAGGACAAAGCAAACACAGACCCCCAAAAUGGAGGUUUGUUUGGAGGACUUUUCACGCCAAAACCCGCUCAACCGAAGCCUGUCAUCGACAUAGAUGAUAACAUCGUACGUUGUCCACAUUGUGCUUGGGAAUUGGAAGAUGGCCAAAGUUGCGGAGGUUGUGGCUACGUCUACCGGCCUGAUCCCGAAGGUACAGACUACAGUGGAUCGGAUUUCAGUGAUAGCGACGAUUAUGAUUCUAUUCUUGAUGGAGACGACGAUGAUGAGGACGAGGACGACGAGGACGAGGAAGCUGGCCCACAAACAUCUCUCUCAAGAACUUUGAACGCACCAUACCACACCUUCAACAGAUCUGUUUUUGGUUCACUUUUACCCGACUUACACCCGCAUCCGUUCUAUUUUCCUGGUGUUCGGCAAACCACCCACGGACAGCCUUGGGAUUUCCCACAUUCGAACCAUGUCUAUGAGGACGAGGCAGAGGAUGGAGAAAUGGAUAGGGAUCACGAGGGAGAAGAAGAGGAGGAAGAAGACUAUUACGAAGAGUCAUUCAUUGAUGACGAAGAACAUACGCAGCGUGAAAGAGAGGAGUCUGAAUCCGAUCAUUCUACAGUGAUUGGCGCUUCUCGUGCUCGUAACCAUGAUUCUUCACGGGGUCCACCCAUUGUGCAGUACCCUCGGGUCUUUGGUCCUUCUUCUACGGCUGACCCGGACGGUUACGAGUGGGAUAGCGAAGAUGAGGCUAGACUCGCGAGAUUUAGAGAGCCAGUGAUCGACGUUGAUCUUUCCGAAUCAGGCUCUGAAGAUACAGGGCCACGGGGCCACGAUCAAACCCUUUCUUCAAUAUCUAAUGGGUCUUCUCAAGCCACCGACGAUUCUGAAAGUUCCCCUAUACUCACUGGCCGUCGUUACCAUCCCACAUCCGUUAUCCCUGCAUCAUCCGAUGAUGAGAUUGACGAGGACGACUCGAGCUCACCUCCUAGAACCAGAAUCAGGACCACAGGCUCAAAUUCCCACAAUGCUAUUGCCAUUGAUGAUUCGGACGAGGAUGAAGAGCUACCCGUUGGUCCUGUACGGAGAACAACCCAGAGACGACAAGCCCGAUUUUCCCCUUACUGA
Messenger RNA from Penicillium verhagenii, 1476 nucleotides. RefSeq lists its product as uncharacterized. The coding region runs from base 1 to 1476 and encodes 491 amino acids. The transcript has 4 exons. Gene Ontology annotation, cellular component: site of double-strand break; nucleus. The record is from RefSeq and is a predicted model, not a curated record. Gene Ontology annotation, molecular function: nucleosome binding; ubiquitin-protein transferase activity; metal ion binding. Gene Ontology annotation, biological process: double-strand break repair. Lineage: Eukaryota; Fungi; Ascomycota; Eurotiomycetes; Eurotiales; Aspergillaceae.